Molecule: messenger RNA, 1080 nt
Organism: Cyprinus carpio (common carp)
Lineage: Eukaryota; Metazoa; Chordata; Actinopteri; Cypriniformes; Cyprinidae
Source: RefSeq, a predicted model, not a curated record
CCCGUUUUGGAGCUCUCAGGGCUGCAGUUAUACCCUUCUCUGUUUGAGAGCCAUGUUGAAAAUGAGUUUUGUAGAAGGAUCAGUGUUUAGACUCGUGUAAACAGCAGAUAGAGUCAGAGAGGAAUGCACUCAGAUAGUGAAGACACAAAAAGCGCAGAAUCAGAACAAUGAAUGCUGUAAGUGUUGUGGAACUGCUCAUUGUGGUUUGGAGCUUCUCCGCUGUCUGUGAAGGUUAUGAUGAUGAUUUCAUAGUAAGCUGUCAGAAUGUGACUGGAUCUAUGAGGAAAGAAGUAACUCUCACCUGCAGCGUCUCUCUGCAGAUCACUGAAUGCUGCAUUAUAAAGUAUAAGUUUCAAUACCCUGAGAUCUAUAAAGACUCUGCAAUCUGUCGUCAAGAUGUUCCUGUGAACUCCUGUGAACAGAGAAACAGUUUCACAUGCAGCUACACUCCAACUACAGCGAUGACAGAACAAUUCAGAUUCUUUGUGCAAACAAAGUGUGGAGUGAAAGGAGGAGAAUUUGCUGUGAACAUAACAGAACCCAUGAAAGAUGAAAUAGACACUGAAGCUCCUGGAAAGAAAGAAGAACCUGUUGGGGACAUAUCAGAAACAUCUGAACAGAAGAAACCGGAAGAUCGUGGAUUUAAGAUCGCUGUCAUCGCUGCUGUUAUAAGCUGUUUUAUCAUCAUCAUAAUGCCCAUCAUUUACAGAUUGACACAAAAACACACCAACCGGAACAGGACUCUUCUGAGUGUCAGAUAUGAAGAAGACGACAGCAAUCAUCCAGAAACAAAAACUGAAAAUAUGAUAUAAUAGCAGUACCAAACUAAUUUGUUUGUCUUAUCAUACAGUGCUCAUAAAAGACACAAGCUUUAUUUGAGCUCCAGCAAACUUCUCUACUAUCUGUUAAAAUUUAAACUACUAAACUUUAUAACUCUGAUUGCAAAACUCUGUUUCUGUUUUAUAUUAAUUUCUGUGAAAUAAUGAUAUAUUAUAGAUCUGUUUGAUCAGUGUAUUUAUAGUUCUUUUUCUGCACAUGCAAUUUCUUAAUAGUGUGAACCGUAAGGUUUGUACAGUGUGU